This is a messenger RNA of Clonostachys byssicola, 1338 nucleotides long. The record is from the annotation of a GenBank genome assembly. NCBI's taxonomy places the organism in Eukaryota, Fungi, Ascomycota, Sordariomycetes, Hypocreales, Bionectriaceae.
AUGAAGUCUCUCCAGUGUUUGAUUGUUGCAAAUCUAGUCUGCGCUUCGAGCGCCGCGUUUCUACCUCGCUCGCUGCUCGCUUAUUUCGGUCUAUCCGAGAGCAACAUCCCACGAUUCAUUCGCGAGAUCAAUCAUCCCUACAUCAAGUCUCACCAGCACGAUAUCGAAUCCCUUUCAGAUCCCACCGAGGCAUUAUGCAAUCCACACUCACAGUUCCGUGCAUCCUUGCCGGAUUUCCCUGAUGACCUGUUCAGAAGACUAUCAGUCGACAACAAUAAAGUAUCACGGGGCAGACGUGGAUGGACGAAUGCCAGAGAGGUAUUAUCCGACAUCCUGAGCUGCAAAGCGGCUCUUGGCGGCGUUGAGGAGUUUGAGGUCGACAUAUUCCUACAAAGAGGAGAUGAUGAGUGGUUUGGCGAGGCGCCGACCCCAUCCGAUGAUAUUCUAGACCUAUUUGUACGGUUCUUCGCCAAUACUCCGCGCCUUUCGAAUCUCACAUGGGUCCAACCGUCAGCAGAUAGCGCUGCAGCCGCUACGUUUGAGAAAUAUUUCUUCGAGCAAAAUGUCGAAUUUCCAGCCUUGACCGAGGCAAGUCUCGGACCCAACAUGCACUAUCUGCUGGCUGGGGCACCACACUUGCGGAAACUCACCUCCUACUCGAAGAGUUCCGUCUGGUCCAUUUAUUCGAUGAGAUCUCUGUCUCAACAAGCAGACGGUCCGCAGAUGAGUUUCGUCAAGGUCACUUCGAAGCUAAAGCGCCUUGAAGAGUUUGGCCUCCAUGCAACGUGGACAGCAGAGUUGGUAGCUGAGCUACUACAGUCGGCGGGCCAGCUGGUGAGACUGGAUGUGGACGGAGGUGUGGACGGACGAUGGGCCGGGGAUAAUCUUGGGGCAAUGGCAAGGGAAUUGAACAAGUUCGAAAAUUUGAGACAACUGCGCCUUCCUCACGUCAUUCACUUGGGGUUUGGCAGCUCUGAUGAGUUGCCAGAUUGUGGCAAUGCAUACUUCGGUGCUUCUGGCAGGGUCCUGAGGCGGCAGGAGCAAAUAAGUCAUAUUUUCAGCACCGAGAAGGCAGCUGAAAUCAUCUUCCCCUUGAUGCCUAAUCUUGAGAAACUGUGCAUAGGUGGUGAAUGCACGGAGAUCGCGCUUGGCAAAGAACUGAAAUGGCCGUGGACAGGUCGACUCCGAGAUUAUAUGCUGGAGGAAUGGCCGCGGUGGGAAAGUGGCACGUACGGAUAUCGAUACGAGGAGUCUGAGGACCCUCAAGGUCCGGUCCUGGAAAGCUGGGAAGAGGACAGAAAGUGGUUUGGUGGGUCAGAUGGCCAUGGGGAGCUUUAA